Messenger RNA from Belonocnema kinseyi, 1974 nucleotides. RefSeq names its product programmed cell death protein 6 (gene Alg-2). The transcript has 4 exons. NCBI's taxonomy places the organism in Eukaryota, Metazoa, Arthropoda, Insecta, Hymenoptera, Cynipidae. The record is from RefSeq and is a predicted model, not a curated record. Gene Ontology annotation, molecular function: calcium ion binding. The coding region runs from base 324 to 917 and encodes 197 amino acids.
UGUUGGGUGGAAAGUCUAGAGUGAGAUAAAUGAAUUUCACCGUCAUAUGGUAGAGUGAGAGGAAAAUCCAUUUUUCUUUUGCUUAUGACAGGCAUAUCUUUGGACCGGCGUGUAAAUACACCAUAACACCUGACUUCUUGUUCACAACAACAAUUCACUGCUGAUUCACUGAAUGAGUUCACAAGUGGUUGCGCUGGUUUGACGUUGACGUGUAGUACGGCAUUUAAAUAUUUCACGGUAAUACCGUUGUGUUAAUUAAUAGUCAAGAAGAAAACGUUGUAUCAGCUAUUACGUGUUUGUGAAUUAAGACUAUUUUUUGAAAAAUGUCGUUCGCUUCACCGAUGCCGACCCGUGAAUUCUUAUGGGACGUCUUCCAAAGGGUCGAUAAGGACCACUCCGGAGCCAUAACCGUUGAAGAACUUCAACAAGCACUUUCCAAUGGAACAUGGACUCCCUUUAACCCAGAAACAGUUCGUUUAAUGAUAGGUAUGUUUCAGUAUGAAAAAACUGAUGACAAAUCAACUGAUGGUGAUGCUGAUUCUCCAGGUAUGUUUGAUAAAAGACAAUCUGGCACUGUCAAUUUCGAAGAGUUCGGAGCACUUUGGAAAUACGUUACCGACUGGCAGAAUUGCUUCCGAUCCUUUGAUCGAGAUAACAGUGGAAACAUCGAUCGCACAGAGCUAAAAGCCGCCUUGACGAAUUUCGGCUACCGAUUGAACGACAGCGUCAUUGAAAUGCUCAUCCGAAAGUACGAUCGAGCUGGCAGAGGAACAAUAUACUUCGAUGAUUUUAUCCAGUGCUGCGUAGUGCUUUAUACUCUGACAUCCGCAUUCAGACAGUACGACACCGACCAAGAUGGAGUCAUCACAAUUCACUACGAACAGUUCCUAGGCAUGGUGUUUAAUCUUAAAAUUUAAAUCUACAUGGGAACUUCCGGUACUUUUACUCUAAAAUAUUUUGUUUAUUUUUUUUUUAGUGUAAAAGUUGCGAGAAUCGAUGCAAACAUUUUUAUCCAACUCCUGUUAUAGUUCCCAUGAAUUGCCAAGUUUGCCAAAUGCUCAUUCUAAAACCUUUAUUGCAACUGAAUGUAAUUUCUACUUUAAAUGCAAGUGCAAUUUUUUCAAAAUAGAGUUUAUAUCAAAAUCAGCACUUUUUUAUAUGCACGAAAAUGCAAAUAGUGUUUUUACUUAGCACUUCUGUUUAAAGCAACAUUGAGCCUAAAAAUUAUAACUAUAUCUCAGUGAAAAUUACGAAUUCGUCAGUCUUUAAAUAGUUUACAUGAUAGAACUGUCUAUUAUUUGAAAUUUACUUGUUUUCUAUUCUGUUGUUCAAGUUUUCGUAUUCAAAAAGAUUUAGGUAAUUUUUGAAGGAUUUUCUUUUCAUUUAAUCACUUACAUCUGAUUUGAUUUAUUUUGAAAUUUUCACCAGAAUAUAUUCUUCAGGCCAGUUUCAAAGAGGGACUUAAAAAGCGCUUAAAAUAAUGUCAAUUAUGCGAAUCUAAGGUACUAAGUGAAGGAAAAGUCUUAAGUUAGAUUUCACUUUUUAUAAACACCGCCAAAGUAAUAUAUUUCAAAGGCAUUCCCUAAUUGUGAUAUAUGGUGCGCUUCCUCUUGUUAUUUAAUGUAUUUUCACACCUAUUUAACAUGUUCGCUUUAGUCGCUAUUAAAAUGUAAAGCAUGUGUGUAAUCGCUUAUACAUAUAAUCCCUAAAGGGGCUAAUUUAAUGAAAAUAAAAGAACUAAAGCGAGUAUUUUAAACAGUCGUCGAUCGUCGACAAAUCAUUCUUGCUGCGUAAAAAAUAGAAAUAUUUUCUAUGUUUGUGACGUAGACAGUUAAGGUUGGGGAUGAAAAUUUCGUAAUUUCGGCAGUAAUUACGUGUAAAUGUCAGAAUUAAUGUAGGAAAUUACGGAAAAAUUUCAAACUACAAACAAAAUUCUAUUUCUAAACAAUUGGUUAGAUCCGUGUGAGCUGUAUG